CGCUCUCCGGCCUCCGCCCUUCGCCAAUCGCCACUCGCCCGUCGGCGUCGCCCUCUCUCUUUGUGACUACUUACUUGUGUAGUCACUGGUCCGUCAAUUUCCUCUCUCGAUCUGCUCGUGGUGGUAUCGAUUCACGUCGAUCUGCUCGUCGAUCUGCUCUCACGUCGAUCUGCUAUUGGUGGUAUUGGUUCAUAUCUGCUGUUCUUUUUCUUCUACUGCUGCUGUUUUCUUUUGCUGCAUUCCAUAUUCACGAUGCCAAUUUGUGGAACUUUCUGAAGGUUCAAGGCAAAUUUCAGCCGCAACUUUUCUUUUGCUUGCUUCUUUCCAAAUUCACAAAAGGAAAAAGGGAAAAAAUUUCAAAACUUGAAGAUAUUAAAGUACAAGUUACUUCUUUCUUCUCUAUAUUGCAAUAUGACAGCCACUGAUGCUGUUGCCUUGAAACUGGACAAAUCUGCCAAGAUCUUUGUUGCUGGCCACCGUGGCCUGGUUGGAUCUGCUGUUGUACGCCGCCUGCGGAGCGUUGGCUACACCAACCUCAUUCUUCGGUCGCACUCUGAAUUAGACCUCACCAACCAGUCUGCUGUCAAAACGUUCUUUUCUAUAGAAAAACCCCAAUAUGUCAUCCUUGCCGCAGCCAAAGUAGGUGGGAUUCAUGCUAACAGCACUUACCCUGCCGACUUUAUCACCAUUAACCUCCAAAUACAAACCAAUGUCAUCGACUCUGCCUAUCGUUAUGGUGUGAAAAAACUUGUCUUUUUAGGUUCUUCUUGCAUCUACCCUAAAAUGGCACCCCAACCCAUACCCGAAUCCUCUCUGUUAACAGGUUCUUUAGAGCCCACCAACGAGUGGUACGCCAUUGCCAAAAUUGCUGGCAUUAAAAUGUGCCAAGCUUAUAGGAUUCAAUACAAAUGGGAUGCAAUUUCAGCAAUGCCCACCAACUUGUAUGGUCCUAAUGACAAUUUUCAUCCUGAGAAUUCACAUGUUUUGCCAGCAUUGAUGAGGCGAUUUCAUGAGGCGAAAGUAUCAGGAGCGAAGGAAGUGGUGGUGUGGGGUACAGGGUCACCGUUGCGUGAGUUCUUGCAUGUUGAUGAUUUGGCUGAUUCAGUGGUGUUUUUGUUGGAGAAAUAUUCUGAUAUGGGACAUGUGAAUGUGGGAAGCGGGAAGGAGGUAUCGAUCAAGGAACUUGCAGAGUUGGUGAAAGAGAUUGUGGGUUUUGAGGGAGAACUUGUUUGGGAUACUUCUAAGCCUGAUGGUACUCCGAGGAAGCUUAUGGAUAGCUCAAUGCUUGCUAAGUUGGGUUGGGAACCGAAGAUUGCACUUCGGGAAGGGCUUGCUGGCACUUACGAGUGGUAUGUUACAAAUGUGAAGCAAUGAGCUUUGGACCUGUAUGUUUGUUUGUUACUAAUAAACUUGGUUUUGAUUAUGAGAAAAUUUGAUGAAUAUCUACAGUGCGUUUCAUGUUUCUGUUGUUAAUGUAAGUUGUUAUAACAUCUAUUUAUCUAGCAACUGUGAAACUUGUCACAUUUUGUUUCUCUAAAGGGCCUUGGACAAGCAAGAUUUGUAUUGGUUUGUGAUUUGUGAUUUGUGGUACUGCUGCUGCUACUCAAUAUCA
Molecule: messenger RNA, 1612 nt
Organism: Cynara cardunculus var. scolymus (artichoke)
Lineage: Eukaryota; Viridiplantae; Streptophyta; Magnoliopsida; Asterales; Asteraceae
Product: GDP-L-fucose synthase 1-like
Exons: 4
Coding region: 412-1374 (320 amino acids)
Biological process (GO): nucleotide-sugar biosynthetic process
Molecular function (GO): GDP-L-fucose synthase activity
Source: RefSeq, a predicted model, not a curated record